CCCAUCCUCGCACUCUCUCUGUCCUCCUCUCCCCUUUCUGUCGCGUCUCUCGCUCUCCUCUUCUCUGCUCAGCAAGCACGGCAGCACGACAGUCGCCUCUCCCCUUGUUCUUGCAGUCAGCAGCAGCACAGCACAGCACCGCACGGCAGCAGCUCGGCAGGAGCCGCCGGAGGAGAAGAGAAAGCUCGCCGCCGACGUGACCAGUCGCCGUCCGUCCGUCCGUGGAGCCCGCGAGCGAGUGCGUAGCCUCUGGAAGGCUCUCAGGCAGACAUAACAGUUUCUUGGGAGUACAAGUAGCAGAGCUGGUGUGUUUGGGAUCCAAUCGCACACGAUGGCCUUCUUCCCAAACAUUGCUGAGGCAAAGCAGGAGAUGCAUUCCUUAUACAGAAAUUAUGCGCAUUUGUUUGACAUAUCAUCGGAGAAUGCUGGUGUAGGCUCCAACAUAGUGCGGCGACAGCCUGCCAUGUUAGAUCGUUCUGUUUUCCUUACUGGAAGCGCGAUUUGGACUAUUGCCCUCCACUACAAAGCUCACAUUUACAGAUGGUUACUGCAAAAGUUUUCUGCCAUCCAGGGUGCACCAAUUGCUUGUGCCAUGAUAUUGCGAUCCUUAUGCCGACGUAGCUCCUUGCCUUUCUUUCUUGGAAUUAGUGUUCUGACAGCCAGGAUCUAUAACUAUGUUACGAUUCCAAAUCAUAUUUAUGCCCCACAACUUUGCGCUCGGCAUGAUGCUAACCUUCAGGGUGAUCUGUUCAUUCAAGAUACUGAAUUGUGCAAUAAGCAAUCCCUUGAUUCAAGUUUCCUUGGCAGCAAGCAUGAUUUUAUCCGUCUAGCGCUUCAGUGUGUUUGCAGCACUGCUAAUUUAAAGGUUUAUACAACACCAAAACAGAUCGGUUUCAAUGGUAAGUGCGUGCAGAAGAAUACCGAGACAGGCUCGUUUUGGAGGAUCUUGCCAACAAAUGAGCAAUGUCUGAUGUAUAUUGGGGCAUUGGUGACACUACAACUGUUUAUGCAAUUGAGCAGAGUGAACAUCACCACUUUGCUCCUGCCAAUGCUAUACCAGACAACAAACUCCCAGGGCAAUGCUGCAGCUGUCAGUAAUAUUGUGAUUCUUUUGGUAAACUCCUUUGGCAUUCUUGGGUCUUCCUUCACAACAAAGCACCACGGUCGGGAGGUCACAUUCACCGUGAGCGCCAUUUUAAUGGUAUUUUGCCAGAUCACAAUCCCAUUGCUCGUGGAAGCGCAAAUCGGGCUCGGGGGUGGAACUCGGAUACUGACGGGCUAUACCACUGCAACAUUCCUGCUCACUUGUGUCGUCUCCUAUGGCCUCAGCUGGUCAUGGGGAUCACUGUUCUGCAGCGUUCCUGGUAUGAAGAUUCAGUCAGCUGGGCAGGUUUUCGGCAUGGGUCUCAGUUUCGUCCUCUGCUUCGUGCAAAUGCAGUACUUCCUGCUGAUGUUGUGCCGGCUGAAGAACGCCGUACUGGCAUACUAUGCAGUGUGGAUUUGGUCUUAGUUUAAGCCAGGAUCAGAAUAGAUGGACUAGAUGGCUAGAUGUCCUGCCCGUUUAACUGCUAGCGUUUGAUGGAUGUAAAUAUGCUCAUUUUCUUUGCCUAUUCUGUACAGUUUUCCCAAGCAGUUUCUAAGACUAUGAGGUAAUAACUAAUGGUAUGCUA
This is a messenger RNA of Oryza brachyantha (malo sina), 1670 nucleotides long. Its product is annotated as sugar transport protein MST1-like. Bases 332 to 1510 code for a protein of 392 amino acids. The transcript is spliced from 5 exons. The record is from RefSeq and is a predicted model, not a curated record. NCBI's taxonomy places the organism in Eukaryota, Viridiplantae, Streptophyta, Magnoliopsida, Poales, Poaceae. Gene Ontology annotation, molecular function: carbohydrate transmembrane transporter activity.